AUGGCCACCAAGACAGACGUAGACCACCAGGAAAACCCCGCCGAAGUCGGCCUCGACAACAGCAUCAGGACCGACACACACAGCUCGCACCAACAUGAUCCUGACAAGGGCACCGCCGGGCACGCCAACUACCAUGGCAUUGACACGAGGGCCGUGUCCAUGGGGGCUGAUGAGGUGUACGAGCGAAAGAUUUCCAUCAUGAACGAAGCGCUGAUUGACCUCGGCAUGGGGUCUUUCCAAUGGAAGGUGUUUGUCAUGACGGGCUUCGGCUGGUUCGUCGACAAUCUCUGGCUGCAAGCCAUCACCAUCAUCACACCGCCUGUGCGGGCCGAGUUCGCCGUCAAGCGCAUAGCCUUCCUCAGUGUCGCCAAGUACGCAGGCCUCGUCAUCGGGUCGAGCUUCUGGCCCAUGACGGCGGAUUUUAUCGGCCGGCGGCCGGCCUUCAACAUCACCCUCCUCAUCUCCUCCGUCUCCGGCCUGGUGGGCGCGGGGAGUCCCAAUUUCGUCGCCAUCGCCACGUUCUGUGCCGGGUUAGGCCUGGGCACUGGUGGAAACCAGCCCGUCGACAGCGCCAUCUUCCUCGAGUUUGUGCCGGCGACGCACCAGUAUCUGCUCACCAUGCAGUCGUCUUUCUGGUCCGUCGGACAGGCCGUCGCGGCGCUCAUCGGAUGGCCCAUGAUCGCAAACUACUCGUGUCCCUCGGAUACGCCCGUCGGGCAAUGCGGAUACCACGAGAACCUGGGCUGGCGGUACACAUUCUGGACGUUUGGCGGUCUCACGCUUGCCAUGUUCCUCGCCCGCUUCCUGUUCCGGGUGCCUGAGACGCCCAAAUAUCUCCUCGGCAAGGGCCGCGAUAAAGAAGCCGUCGAAGUCGUCACCGCGAUCGCGAAGCGGAACAAGACGACGACAUGGCUUACCCUCUCACACUUUGAGGCAGUGGACGCCCAGCUCGCUGCGCAAAGAGCCGACGUGACAGAUGUAGCGUCGCCGCCCAACUCCGACACCAAGAACAUCGUCAAGCGAAGCGUAGAGAAGUUCGCGCCCAAGAAGAUUAUGGCGCUCUUCUCGACACCGCGCCUUGCGUUCUCGACAUCACUAAUGCUGUUCUUGUGGUGUUCCAUCGGCAUGGCGUAUCCACUAUACAACUCCUUCAUCCCCAUCUACCUCGAGAACAAGGGCGUGGCAUACGGAUCCACCUCCAUCAACACCACCUAUCGCAACUACGCCAUUCAAGCCAUCUGCGGCAUUCCUGCAUCCAUACUGGGCGGCUUCACUGUCGACAUGCGUCGCAUCGGGCGGAAGGGAACCGGAACGCUAGCCUGUCUGGGCACCGGCGUGUUCCUCUUCCUCUUCACGCGCGCACAGACGAGCGCUAGCAUUCUGGGCUUCAGCUGCGCCAUUGCCUUCUUCCAGAAUCUCGUGUACGGGCUACUCUACUCGUACACGCCGGAGCUAUUCCCGGCACCGAUCCGAGGCACGGCAAACGGUCUGGUGGCAGUCUUCAACCGCAUGAGCGGGCUCAUGGCGCCGAUUAUUGCGGCCUAUGUGGGCAUUGACACGGAUCUGCCUGUGUGGAUCUCGGCAGCGCUGUUUGUCGUUGCCGGUUUUGUGUUUCUUAUCCUGCCGUAUGAAUCGCGUGGACGAGCUGCUUCUUGA
Molecule: messenger RNA, 1656 nt
Organism: Purpureocillium takamizusanense
Lineage: Eukaryota; Fungi; Ascomycota; Sordariomycetes; Hypocreales; Ophiocordycipitaceae
Exons: 3
Coding region: 1-1656 (551 amino acids)
Biological process (GO): transmembrane transport
Cellular component (GO): membrane
Molecular function (GO): transmembrane transporter activity
Source: RefSeq, a predicted model, not a curated record